Dibothriocephalus latus is the source of this 909-nucleotide messenger RNA. Lineage: Eukaryota; Metazoa; Platyhelminthes; Cestoda; Diphyllobothriidea; Diphyllobothriidae. The record is from the annotation of a GenBank genome assembly.
CAUGUGAAAGUGUCUGUCGAGGAGGAGGACGUAACACCGAAUGACAACGAAAGUGAAGACAGCAGUUACUCUAAAGGGAAAAAUGAAGGUGGAGUAGCUGAUUCUGCUGAUGUUUUGGGUCACCAGACACCACCUACAGCAUGUCAACUCUCAGAGGAUAUUAACUUGAGGAAAUCAGCAGAAUUUCCAUCUGUAGAAUUGGUUUCUGUUGGCGAAUCUCCUGUGGCUGCUGCUGAACCAGGUCCUAUUCAGACUGCUGUGAGGGCAGAAAAGGAUUCGCCGGCACCGCCCGAGAUAGAUACACACUCAGUCGACGGUCUACGUGAGGAAGGCUUUGGUGGACAGCCGGCCGAAGGGAUGCCAACUGCCCUACAGACGGGCGAAAUAGACAAGACGUCGCCGCCAUCGCUUGCCGCUGGUGAAAGUGUUGUGAAAGACGUGUUAAAUGCCGCAGACGACACAAGUAAUCAUCCAAGACUUAGUGAUGCAGCAGACACAAUGGCAGAUAUCGGAUGCAGACUGACCUCAGGAGAGACUGCUUAUGCUGAUUUAUCCGACGUUUGCGCUUCUGGAAGUCUUGCCUCGCCAGUCGAAAGGUCUUCCAAAGAGGGCCUUUCGGAGCACAUGGAAGUUCUUGACAAAGCUGAAAUACCAUUAAGCGAAUCGGGCGAUAAGUCACUUGAAACUGCUGAGGAGUCGCAAUCGGUCACGAACUAUGGUCAAGACUUACCUCGUCAGAAAGAUUCGGAGGCCCUGAAAGCGCAAACGCUUUACCCCGAAAGCUCCCUAACCAUAACAUCGGAUGCUGUUCCGACGGAUUCUGCAGAUUUGGAAAAGAAAGAUAAGAUUGACCAAAGAGAUUCCGUGGCCAAAGGAGAUGAGAAUGCGGCAGUGGCUCUAAAACCUGAG